AUGCAUUACGACCUUUUCCAGAUACGACAAGACUGUCCCCGUGGGAGCAUAUUCUACUCCUGCGGGCCACCUUCGUUCUUCAGAGGUUGUUGUUCUGAAGAUGCCUGCACUAAUGGUGGCUGCUCGACCGACGCAGCCAUCAACAUCCCGGCAGAUUUGAUCAGCUCCGAGGAUGCGACAUCGACGACAACAACAGCCCCCAAGAUGGCAUCCGGCGUAGGGGCGCCAGUCACCUCUCAAGUCCCAACCCCGGCUUCCCCGUCUACCCCAUACCCUACUGUCGAUACCAUCGGCACUGACCUGUCUAACACCGGAGUGGUUCCUCCUGCGGCGACUGCCGCUUCACCGUUUGCUACGAGCAGCACAAAUCCUCACGAUGAGGAGACCACCGGAAUUUUGCCACAGACCGCGAUCGCAGGAAUCAGCGUUGGUGCAACGAUAGGCUUGGUGGGAGUCAUUCUAAUCAUCUUCCUGCUCGUCCGCCGCCGCAAGCAGUCGAGGCGCGUGCCGUCGUCACACGAUAGUUUGAGAGAUGCGUACGGCACAAAGAUGGAGCACAACAACCACUCAGUAACACGGCCUUCCGAAGGGCAUGACAACGAGGACGUGUUUGCGGCUUUCGGAGGUCGCGUGAACUCUUCCGAAUCGUCGCAGCAAAUCAAGUCGCCGGCUCCCUCCGUGUUGCCGUCUGCCAGAAGUCAGCCAGAUGGGAGCUAUCCUCGCUCGCCGGCCCACAGCUAUAUCGUCAGUCCUGUUUCACCUCAAAGCACAGGUGCGGUCUCACACCAGGCCUCGGUCAAAGGCAGAGACGGGACGGAGAAAAAGAAAGCCAGUGCGCCGGCGGCCUUCGAUUCCAAUCAGUUCUUCUUUGAACUAGAUUCUGCCGAUACUGAGCGACCGGCUGUAGCGGAGCUACCUAUGGACAGCACCGCAGUGGUCGCUCCGCGUCCCAAGUCUGAGGCGAACCAGACGGCUUCGGCGCAUGGAGCACAUCUUAUGCCGGGAUCAUGCGUCGAUACUGUAGUCGCGGAGGCGAGGAACCGAAUGCCUGGGUCAUUCCCCGAUACUGUAGUCCAAGACGCAAAGAAGCAAAGCUUGACUAGAGUUCGGGUUGGCGAGGCUUCGGUCGUGUCCGUUGGCAAUCAUGCGCAGCAGGCCAGGCCGGGCUCGUACGAUGGCGCAUACGAACGAGCACCUCGCCUGAGGGCCACGAUGAACGCCACAGACGAUGACGUCCAGAGGAAUCGUCACGUUAACAGCUGGACGCAUCUUUGA
Neoarthrinium moseri is the source of this 1275-nucleotide messenger RNA. RefSeq lists its product as uncharacterized. NCBI's taxonomy places the organism in Eukaryota, Fungi, Ascomycota, Sordariomycetes, Amphisphaeriales, Apiosporaceae. The record is from RefSeq and is a predicted model, not a curated record. The coding region runs from base 1 to 1275 and encodes 424 amino acids. The transcript is spliced from 2 exons.